AUGAUGCUGUUGGCAUCUCCAUGGGGCAGGAUACCUACAACUCCUAUCGAUUCCAGGCACGAAUCUUUGAAGGUCACGUGCAUGGAGAGCUCUGGCAAUCUAUCAAAGGCAGUCAGAAUGAAUAGGCGUUCCUUUCGUCGAAAGAGCAUCGCUUAUCCCACUUCUAUAGUCAUUGAAGUGACAAAUCAGGAGGAGGAAAAGGAUAAGUCAAAGUACACCGAGGAACGGACGUCAGAGAAGCAGGUAAUUCGACAGAAGCGGAAGGUGAAAGCAGAUGUUUCCCUUUACAUUGAUAUUCACAAUCCACCGGAAGAUGUCCGGCAAAGCGACACGACCUUAAGAAACGAUAGCACAGUUCUGAAGGUCUUGGAGCCCUUCUAUUUGAGUAAGUCUGCCAGUGAACCACGUCAACAGCGCAUUGAGAAUAAUUUUAAUGAAAAUGAAAUGGCCUGUCUAUUCAAAGGUGGUUUUCAGGUCAAGGCAUUGGAAUUGCUGUCUCUUGAAUCGUCGAUUUCUGAACAUGAGAGAGGAGAAGAAUCGUCUUUAGGAUUGGCGACUAUUCAAGUGACAGCUUCUCUUUCAGCCGAAAUUUCUCCUCUAUUAAAGCUUAUCGCUCCAAUUCUCGCCAAACACCUAAAGUGUCCUGUUGAGGUCCUUGAAAAGGCGGGUCGGAAAAAAGAGGACAUUGAUCAGAUUCUUUCCCGUUUGACAGCACUACUCAGUCACAAAACCAUUUUAUGUGACUUCUCUGGCAUUCCAACGCAGUAUAGUUCUCAAAGUGAUAAACAGUACUCUUCAUCACUUCCGUCUUAUCCUCCUCCACCACCGGAAUCAUACAUGCACAGGCACACUUCCGACUCUAAUCCAUCGUUUCUCUCCUCGGAGGCGCCUGUUCCCUCAAUACCCGAACGCACAGUUCCCAAAACCACCACUUAUGAUUUUUACUACCACCUACAGCCACCACCGCCCCCUCCGACAGCAGAACCGCGACUCCAUCGACGCUGA
This is a messenger RNA of Hydatigera taeniaeformis, 1005 nucleotides long. The record is from the annotation of a GenBank genome assembly. NCBI's taxonomy places the organism in Eukaryota, Metazoa, Platyhelminthes, Cestoda, Cyclophyllidea, Taeniidae.